Messenger RNA from Mytilinidion resinicola, 252 nucleotides. RefSeq lists its product as uncharacterized. The annotation marks the transcript as partial. The record is from RefSeq and is a predicted model, not a curated record. NCBI's taxonomy places the organism in Eukaryota, Fungi, Ascomycota, Dothideomycetes, Mytilinidiales, Mytilinidiaceae. The transcript is spliced from 2 exons.
AGGCACACAGAAGCAGAGGAGGGCAAGGAAAGGCCUGACAAGUGCAUAGAUACAGAACAGGUAGAAAGACUAUGGGUAUAUACGCAACCAGGGCAACCGCGGAGGAGGAGAAGGGAAGCAAUUCUGACCAGGAAGAGCUUGUUUUUCGAAGGACGGGAAGGGGGAGCACCUGUAUUUAUAGCCGUACGCUGCAUAGCCGCCACUAAGGCGGCUGGGACAGCCUAUGACGUAAUCAAUCAAUCAAUCAAUCAA